Molecule: messenger RNA, 2406 nt
Organism: Drosophila mauritiana
Lineage: Eukaryota; Metazoa; Arthropoda; Insecta; Diptera; Drosophilidae
Gene: nAChRalpha4
Product: acetylcholine receptor subunit alpha-like
Exons: 12
Coding region: 566-2272 (568 amino acids)
Biological process (GO): chemical synaptic transmission; signal transduction; nervous system process
Cellular component (GO): postsynaptic membrane; neuron projection; synapse
Molecular function (GO): transmembrane signaling receptor activity; acetylcholine-gated monoatomic cation-selective channel activity
Source: RefSeq, a predicted model, not a curated record
ACAUCAAUAACUUAUGUGCUAUACACAAAAUACUUUUGUGUUUACAAAAUAUUUGGUGGAGGAAAAUAAAGUUCCAGAGAGAAGAGAGAAAAAAUCUUCCAUGAGGCUGGAACGGAAUGGGGAGGAUUCCAAGUUGUUCCCUUAUCUAGUUUCAACCGACAUUUCAAUGGUUUGAUAAUCAAUUCGCGACUCCAUGGCAAAAUUCUACAUUUAAUGAUGUAACAAUUACAAGUUUCUGUGUAUAAAUAAUUAAAUUGUAUCUUGGUUAUCCUGAGUAUUGUGCAGGGCGGACGAUACAUCUAAUAAUUCAAUGCUUACGUGAUAAAUAAGUGACAUGAAAAACAUUUGCAAGCAAAAAUACAAUGCCAUCUUAGGCAUAGUCCGCUACCUAACUGAAUGUGCUUUUGACCAGAACAAGAAGAGAAAUAAAUAGUUAUAAAAAUGCACUUCGUAUAUUAAAAAUUAUACAUUCUUCACAAACUAUUGGUCGCUAAAGGACACCCUAAAUAAGACGAUAAACUAUACGUAUUCUAAGAAAGGAUUUAAAGUUGGAGACCACAGCACAAUGAAGUUUUUAUUUGAAAUAUUAAGACUAUUUAUUAGAAAGCCGUCUUCGGGCGGAACCCUCAGAGCUUGGAUACUUUCUGCACUCAUGGUACAUGGAGCAGUAGCCGGAAACCCGGACGCAAAACGGUUAUAUGAUGACCUUUUAAGCAACUACAACAAAUUAGUUAGACCUGUUGUUAAUACGACAGAUGUUCUAAAAGUUUGCAUUAAAUUAAAACUUUCACAGCUUAUAGAUGUGAACCUAAAAAAUCAAAUUAUGACCACCAAUCUUUGGGUUGAGCAGUCGUGGUAUGAUUACAAACUUCGUUGGGAGCCAAAAGAAUAUGGAGGAGUUCAUAUGCUGCAUGUUCCUUCAGAUCAUAUAUGGAGACCGGAUAUUGUCCUUUAUAAUAAUGCUGAUGGUAACUUCGAAGUGACUCUUGCAACAAAAGCCACAAUUUACUCAGAAGGAUUAGUUGAAUGGAAGCCACCAGCAAUAUACAAAUCAUCCUGUGAAAUAGAUGUAGAAUAUUUCCCAUUUGAUGAACAGACCUGUGUUCUAAAAUUUGGCAGUUGGACUUAUGAUGGGUUUAAGGUUGAUCUGAGGCACAUGGAUGAACAACAGGGCAGCAACGUUGUUGCUGUGGGUGUGGACCUAUCUGAAUUUUAUAUGUCUGUGGAAUGGGACAUUCUUGAAGUUCCAGCUGUUAGGAAUGAAAAGUUUUAUACUUGUUGCGACGAGCCAUACUUGGACAUCACAUUUAAUAUAACAAUGAGAAGGAAGACGCUUUUUUAUACUGUUAAUAUAAUAAUACCGUGCAUGGGAAUAUCAUUUUUAACCGUAUUAACAUUUUACCUCCCAUCGGAUAGUGGAGAAAAGGUCACACUAUCUAUUUCCAUUCUCAUUAGUCUUCAUGUGUUCUUUCUUUUGGUGGUUGAAAUUAUACCACCAACGUCACUGGUUGUUCCGUUGCUGGGAAAAUACCUCAUAUUUGCCAUGAUACUUGUGUCUAUCAGUAUCUGCGUGACGGUUGUUGUUUUGAACGUUCAUUUUCGUUCACCUCAAACUCAUAAAAUGGCACCCUGGGUUAAGCGCGUCUUUAUUGACUUUUUGCCAGCGUUUUUAUUCAUUAAAAGACCGACGUACAACUUUGAAACAAGUAAAUUACUUUUGAAGGACACACAUGCUUGCUUUUAUCCUUACUAUUCUGCGACAAAUAUUGAUCGACUCGCGUCUUCAGGAUACAACAAUAGUCUGCCAAAGGAAGAUUUAUCGCAAAGCAUUACGGCGAAUGGACCGUUUGGAGGAAGUUGCCAGGUUCAUGGCCCAGUGCCGCCACUCACCCAUUGUAGUUCAGACGAAAUAGCCGCCGUCCCCGAUAUGGAUAUCGGAUCCUUAGGGAUGAAAAGUCCCAUUUUAAACAAUCCAGCAUUUUCUCACUCUAAAUGCCUUCCUAAAAUUCACAAAAGCUGUUUUUGUGUGCGCUUUAUUGCAGAGCAUACAAAAAUGCAAGAGGACUCAACAAAAGUUAAAGAGGAUUGGAAAUACGUUGCAAUGGUGUUGGAUAGACUUUUUUUGUGGAUAUUCACGUUGGCAGUUGUGGUUGGGACCGCCGGAAUAAUUUUACAAGCUCCUACGUUAUAUGACGACCGCAUCCCAAUUAUUGAGCAAAAGGACUUGGACUUCUCGGGAACAUCAGCCGGACGCUGUAGACCUCCGCAAUAACAUUAUUAUAUUGGAAGAAUUUAAUUUUCAACUGAGGUGUAUCAGAUUAGUAUUACAAAAUUUUCUUUAACUGAUAUUUUCUGCAGGAAAACAUGUUAAAAAUUGCAUAUAUAUCGAAGACUUUAAGUAACAAA